Messenger RNA from Durusdinium trenchii, 1008 nucleotides. The record is from the annotation of a GenBank genome assembly. Lineage: Eukaryota; Dinophyceae; Suessiales; Symbiodiniaceae.
AUGUCAGGACGUAGCUUCAUGAGAUCCAUUCAUGAGAACCACAUUCCAACGGCUGGACAUUUGCCAUGGUUUUCCGUAACAUCCAGACCACUCGGAAACACAACCAGACCACACAAGUUUUCCGCUUUUGAACUUGUUCAGAAAUCUGUUCUUGGUCUCAAGACCCUGUUCUUCACUUUCGCAGAUCCGAGCUGCACUGCCCGUCACGGCGAUUCACAUGAAAUCGCCACGACGUCUGACUUGGCCCGGUUCUAUGGUGGUGCAUGUUUGCUUCCUCAGCUUCUCAUUUCAGCUGGAUUGCAGCCUUCCAAAAAAGGUCAACCCCUGCGGUUGUUUCAGCAUGGUAGCAUCCCUAUCCCUGGACUCCGAAGCUUCCGAGCUUCAUCUCGCGGUGGUCUCCCAGCGACGGGGGGGCCGACCUGUGUGGCCCAUGGUCCUGCCAAGCUCCGCAGCGCCUGCGAACGCGCGCGCGCUGCGAGCGGCACGAGCGAGAUGGUGCCUGCGCAGUGGAUGUGCCUGCUAAGUACCACUCGACUUCGUUUCGCUCCGGACCCUUCCUCCUUUGGACAUGCCCCGCUGGCCCUGCCUGGCCUUAGCGAUGAUGGGUGGUAUUCCGCAGACUUCGCUGCGAGCAGUGCAGCCAGUGCGGCAGCCAGUCUUCACCGGCAAUGCGGCCGCACGCUGUCCAAGGUCUACGCCGCUGGCGUCAGGUGUGGAGAGCUGUCCUUAGACUUCAGAGGGACCAAGACCAGCAAGGCCAAUGUCUGGUUGUCCGAGCUGGUUUUCUGGGCCGCGAGUCUUGCAACAGCGGAGACCAGGCUCAGGCUGCUGCCGGCGACCGAGCCCUUAUUGGAAGUGGUCGAUGAAUCUGUAGGACGCCCGUGGCACCUGGGCUGCGAGCGUGCCGCGCAGCCGACAGAAGCGGCGGCGGACGACCCGGCGGACGACAGAACGGCUGUCUCAGCGUCUCGAGCGUGUCGUUUUCACCCGGGCGACCUGGUGGGGUGA